Messenger RNA from Sabethes cyaneus, 3966 nucleotides. Its product is annotated as bestrophin-4-like. Gene Ontology annotation, molecular function: chloride channel activity. Bases 1329 to 3554 code for a protein of 741 amino acids. Lineage: Eukaryota; Metazoa; Arthropoda; Insecta; Diptera; Culicidae. The record is from RefSeq and is a predicted model, not a curated record. The transcript has 9 exons.
AUCAAUCGAACAAAGCCAUACGGCGACGAUCAUCCACUCGCCAAGCCAGUACUCAAAGUGCACUCGAACCGACCGGAGAUCGGGUUGUUCAUUGGAAAAGUUUGUGAGCUGACCGACUGAGCUGUGCUGUGGUCAUAACGCGACUCGAUCGGUCCGUCCAUUUCUAUUCGCGUCGUUCUCGUCUCCAUACUCUACAACAUUACUGGAUAAUACGGAUCGGAAAAGUUUUAUCUAAAUCCAUACCGUAGUAAUUAUAUAGUUUGCAAUAGACAAUUCUCAUACACUACACAUUUUAUUCAAAGCUAUUAAAAGUGGUAUCAUGCAGUCGAUCAGUGAAUGAUGGUCGCUGUGUUAGUAAGUGAAUGAGUUUCUAUGCAGCUAUUCAAUAAAUUGUGGGUGACCUAAACGCGAUUUUCGAAACUUCCAUUGAUGGUGCACAAUAACAGCUCACAGCAGUGCAGCAGUAUCACCAGCGGCAGCAGCGAACGUGGUUUUACAGCGUAACUCGAAUCGAUAGCAAAAAAUAUAUAUCGCGAACCAUUCUCCAUCCUCUCACGCACGUGUGCCUGUUGCUUUUGCUAGAGCCUAGUGUACCGACACGAUCGAGAUUCCAAUUAUUCUUAGUGUCAUUUUAAAAGCCAUCAUUUGUGAUAAAUGUGAUAACAGUCACUUGUACGAAAAAAUACUUCACUUAGUGCCUUUUUAAACAAAUAAUGUGAUGAAAAGGUGUGCGCAACAUAAUCGUCUCGAAGUGAUCGUCCAUCAUAAUCAUUAAGGCAUCACGUGCGCGAAGAAUAAGAAUAACGUCAGGAAGCAAAAGCCAGUCAGAAAUUUUUUCGUGAAUGUUAGUUGGGAUGGUGAGACAUUAUGAAGUUACCAUUAGUCAAAUACGGUGAAAAAAUUCCAGCAUUGUCGUCCAAAGUUCCAACGUCAUCGUUGAUCCUCGUGGCUGUGCCAGCAAGAGGCAUACCGCGAUGAAGAAAAUCGGCGAAGAAGUGCCUCACCAUACCAUAAUCAGCAUGCAAAACCGGCGACGCCAGCGAGCAGUCGUGCUGUGAUGAAGUGAAAUUUUUUCAUGUCCGUUGAAAAUAAAUAUUUAAAGCCGUUUGAGGCUUGAUACAGCGCUGUUUUGCAUUAGUAAACCGAGCCGGGGCUCCAGCAAAAAAAAGUUAGAAGAAAUAACACGUACUCGUGACAGCGGCAACGUCACGUUGACGUAGUGGCUGUGUUGAUCGAUAAAUUUAGUGAAGUGCAAUUGUUCGGUUGAAUCGAUCGUAGCGAGGAAUUACAGAAGCGGCAUAUUGUAGUAGCGGCAGAGCAGCACCGAAAUGACCAUUUCAUAUUCUGCUGAGGUACCGAACGGUAGUAAUUUCGGAUGUUUUUGGCGUAUUUUGUGGAAAUGGCGUGGUAGUGUAUACAAAGCGAUAUGGCGUGAAUUACUAGCGUAUCUAUGUGUAUAUUACACAUUGAAUUUAACAUACCGGUAUGGUCUAACAGAAGAAGGUCGGAGGGUAUUCGAACGAAUACGAAACUACUGCGGGCAGCAGCGAGAAAAUGUGCCACUUUCAUUCGUGCUAGGUUUCUACGUUAGUUUAGUGGUGAAAAGAUGGUGGGAGCAGUACCGAUUGCUGCCCUGGCCAGACACGCUUGCCUUAUUCGUUAGUGCCGCCAUUCAGGGUCACGAUGAGACCGGGCGACUGAUGCGACGAAACAUUAUGCGCUACAUGGUUCUUGCAUAUGUAAUUACACUGCAAAAGAUUUCGCUGCGCGUUAAACGACGCUUUCCAACCUGGCAGCACCUGGUGGAUGCCGGUCUGAUGCUGGAGAGCGAACGUAAAAUUUUCGAAAUUAUGGAUUCCAAGAGUCCAAUGUCUAAAUAUUGGAUGCCCCUGGUUUGGGCCACCAAUAUUAUAAACCGUGCCAGAAAGGAAGAACUCAUCCCUUCCGAUCACAUUGUACAGACUUUACUGAUGGAACUAUCCGACAUUCGACGAAGGUUGGGAGGUCUAAUCGGCUACGAUACGGUGUGCGUCCCACUGGUAUAUACUCAGGUGGUCACACUGGUGUUGUAUUCCUACUUCACGGCGGCCAUUAUGGGCAGUCAAAUGAUCCCUACGUAUGACGAAAAGACUCAUACUUACAUGGAACUUGAUGUAUAUUUCCCGCUUUUCACCGCCCUGCAGUUCGUAUUUUACGUCGGUUGGUUGAAAGUUGCAGAAGUACUUAUCAAUCCGUUCGGUGAAGACGACGACGACAUUGAACUGAAUUGGCUAAUCGACAGACAUAUUAAAGCUUCAUAUAUGAUCGUUGAUGAGAUGCAUGACGAACAUCCAGAAUUACUGAAAGACCAGUACUGGGAAGAAGUAGUUCCAAAAGAUCUACCAUACACAGUAGCUUCCGAGCACUACCGACGAGAGGAGCCGAAGGGAUCUGCCGAACACUAUGUCGUCAAGGAGUCUGAAGCAGUUUAUGCCAACAUAGGUGGUGGAAAACGAGCACCAAAUGAAGAAGUUUACGCCGAUUACGAAAGCGUAGAUACUCCAAUGGUUGAACGACGCAAAGGAUGGUUUGGACGACAGAUGACUCGAAUUUCGAUGCGCAGUUCAUCAACAGCAUAUUCAUCCGGUGGCUUGUUUAGCCGCAAUCGACAAAACUCGGUAUAUUCUAGUCCUGAGGCAGGACUAACACAACCAAUAACCGCUGGUGGUCAGCCCCUCCAGAAGCUUAGCUUAUACGAUAAAUUCGUUAACCGGAAAUCUGGUCGCAAUCCACGACAGAUUGUGAAACAAAACUCCAAAAUCAGUCUGAAUGGUUCCUUGAUUUCUAACGUGCCACCGAAGGCACGACCUCGUAUCCCUACGCCCGAUGUUACAAAGGACAGCAAAUCGCACCCUCUUUCUGGUAUUACUACUAACUCAGCACAAUUAGAGAAAACAUCAAACAUUGCAUCCGGUGUAGCACUGAUGGCCACUCAGUUGGCUAACAACCCGUCCAUUUAUCCAGCAUCAACAGCAACCACGCUGAACAAUAACGAUUUACCCGUAGUGGGUACGCUGCUGCUGGCUCCAAUCAAGGAGCUGGAUUCCAGCUCAGGUUCGAAUACUCUACAUUCCGGUCAGUCUGCGACGGCCGCUCUGGCAAAAUCAAUUUUGCCGUCAACCAUCAAAAGUUCUGUGCCCAGUUAUGUCAAAGAUGGCAAAACAUCUUCGAUAGGAAAAGCGGGCACUCGUCCCGCAAACACGGUGAUUAUGCUUCCCACAACCAACACCGUUGCAGCCGAUAGCACAGAUAGCGGCCCUGUGACGGUCGCUACUGUUUCCGAUGCCAUCCCCAUCUCAAUUACCUCGAUACCACUCACGUUUACCGUGACGCCGGUAACCACGGAGCCCGCCAAUACCGGCUCCUUUAUCACCGAGCUGCCAUGUGAUGAUAGCGUCGGAGUCAGCACCAUGACGCUAAAUAAUGAGAAAAAAUCGCCCAAUUCAGAAGCGUCUUCUUCAGCCACUUCUACACUGAGCAAACGGAAACCGAAACACAGUGAAGUCUACGUGUAAGCCUGCGUGAGAACGAAAGGUGGUGUACUUAUUUUGCGAUUAUGCUACUACUUAAGGUGUAUUACGUAGGAUUUUAUUCAAAUUACUGGACUAUUUCGCAGAAUGUGUACACAUUUGAUAGGGCUUUCACAUGUACGUACACAGUGAUAAAACACAAAACCACAGUAUAAACGUGAACAAAAUUUCCACUUGUUCAAACAAAACGGAACUGAUAAAACGAUACAAAAGAGCAUGUUUUUAAAAGGCAGCAUUUCUACUGGAUUCACACUGCAUAGGGUUUUUAAAUUGUGUAAAUAGAAUUAUUUUUACUUAGCAAGUACCCAGAAAGUCGAACGCAAUUUUAUUUUAUUUAGUUAUGCAUAGAAAAAAAAUAUUGAAGCGAUGUUAAAAUUGGUUACCGAUUAUGAUCCGA